CAAAAAAUUGUGAUAAAAAAUGUGGAAAUGUCCGAGGAGAUGCAACAGUACUCAGUGAAGUGCGCGACUCAGGCGCUGGAGAAAUACAAGACCAUGAUGGGCAUCUCGGCCCACAUUAAAAAGGAGUUUGACAAGAAGUACAAUCCCACCUGGUACUGCAUCGUGGGGAAGAACUUCAGUAGUUGUGUGACACCUGAAACCGAACACUACAUCAGCUUUAACCUGGGUGACAUGGUCAUUCUGCUGUUCAAGUCUGCUUAG
Sorex araneus (European shrew) is the source of this 261-nucleotide messenger RNA. RefSeq names its product dynein light chain 1, cytoplasmic-like. NCBI's taxonomy places the organism in Eukaryota, Metazoa, Chordata, Mammalia, Eulipotyphla, Soricidae. The record is from RefSeq and is a predicted model, not a curated record. Gene Ontology annotation, molecular function: dynein light intermediate chain binding; dynein intermediate chain binding. Gene Ontology annotation, biological process: cilium assembly; microtubule-based process. Gene Ontology annotation, cellular component: cytoplasmic dynein complex. The transcript has a single exon. Bases 28 to 261 code for a protein of 77 amino acids.